This is a messenger RNA of Fusarium falciforme, 1725 nucleotides long. Its product is annotated as C2H2-type domain-containing protein. Lineage: Eukaryota; Fungi; Ascomycota; Sordariomycetes; Hypocreales; Nectriaceae. Bases 1 to 1725 code for a protein of 574 amino acids. The transcript is spliced from 2 exons. The record is from RefSeq and is a predicted model, not a curated record.
AUGACGCCCACCGAAAAACCAGCAAGGGCCGUGGAACUACCACCAUUCACGGUCCAUGACGAAGGCGACACAGCCUUGACAUUCUCUGAUGAAUAUACCCAACUCGGGUUGGCCAGGGAAUUCGAUAGCAUGAAUCAUACAACCCGAGACUAUUUUCCGAGUCUUCAGCAAGAUGCAGGAGAGUCCCAGGAUCAAAGCCUCUUGUCUUGGCAGCCACAAGACUUGGUCGAUGCGACUGCCGGCGCUUCUACGACAGCCUCGGCUGGGAAUUUGAUCCAGCCUACCGAGCAACCCUGGCAAGCAUCGCUAUCAUCCUGGCCGCUGCAUGAUCUGAGCCAGAACGGCUGGCAGCAUCCCUACCAGACUGGUCUGGGCGAGGUAUUAUCACCAACGUGGGAAUUAAGCCAAGGCACCGCCAGAGCACUCCAGCAUUCGCCCGUCGUCCAGACUCAGCCACAUAGCCUCCCGCGACGAAGAAGCCGGUACCUCUGCAGUCCGGCCCUGCCAACCAUUCCAAGGCCUAUAGAGACUCCAGGCCCCAACAUGUUGGCGGAGGGUGCAAUGGACCCGAUACAGCGCUGGCGGAAUUCGCCCCCAGAGACCGAGCCAGCCUCGUUAUUCGCCAUUGCAGACGCUUUGAGGAAUACCCCGCUUCGGGGUCAAGCAUCCUCCAGUAGCCUCAAUUCCCGCCGUUCCGACGUUCGAGCGGGCUCGACAGUCAGCUUUGCCAGCGGUUCAAGCUUAUCCUCGGGCUCUGCUUCUGCCAGCUCUGUGGCGCGUCGCUCCCGCGUGUCGAAACGAACACGGCCGACUGCAGCCAAGGGCAAGACGGCAGAGAAGAAGAGAUUUCCCUGUACAUUCUGCUGUGAUUCGUUCAAAAGCAAGUUUGACUGGGCCCGGCACGAGCGGUCUUUACAUCUCAAUAUCGAGGGGUGGCGAUGCGCACCAUUCGGCAGCGUCGAGAUAUCGGCUAUCACAGGGAGAAGCAGUUGUGCCUACUGUGGUCUCGCUGAUCCUACGCCGACUCACCUUGAAGAUCAUGGCAUCAAUCUGUGCACAAAAGGCCAGAUUUAUGCGCGGAAGGAUCAUCUAGUUCAGCACCUAGGAUGUAUCCACCACGUGAAGGACCCUCCGUCGAUAGACUCAUGGAAGGUUGAGGGACCGCCAGUAAUAUCGAGGUGCGGCUUCUGUGAUCUUCGUAUGGAAACAUGGCAAGAGCGUAUAGACCAUCUAGUAUCGCAUUUCCGAAAGGGGAAGACGAUGGAUGACUGGAAGGGAGGGCAUGACUUUGAGCCUAAGAUCGCAGCCCGGGUCACCAACGCAAUACCCCCCUAUUUAAUUGCGUCCGAGUCAAAGACAUACGCCCCAUUCUCAGCGAAGACUCCCAACCUGACACAUGCAGAGCAUUUGAAACAGAUAAAUCAGGCGGCCGAGCAAAGUUUCGAAGCAUGGAGUGGCUCAGAGCCGUCGCCGGAGUCGGGAGCACCGGCGAUAUCCCUCCACGACAAGUCAUUCCCCGAACUGCUGGCUUUCCACCUAGGUCGCUUUGCGCAGCACCAGACGAGGCUCGGCGUCACCCUUACGGAUAAGAUGUUCCAGGACGAAGCGAGAAGGUUACAAUUUGGCAACGUGGACCCGCUGGAUGAUACUAUUGCUGACAACGAGGAGUGGCUAUCUCUCUUUCGCAGGCAACAUCUUGAGGACUCUAGUAGACUAUCAGGAUAG